AUGGAAAAUCUUCUCAAAGUGACUCUAAGUCAAACAUCUUCAGAAAUUCUCAAACAAAUAAUUGAAAAUAGGGAGAAAAUUAUUUUAACUGAAGGAACUUUGGGACAACUUCAGUCAUUAAUAAAUCUCAGUAAUGAAAACAUCGAUGAAGUGAAACAACUAUUGAUGGGAUUUAAUGAUCAUUUGUCUAACAUUUAUAGCAUUCUCUCGCUCCUACUUCAACCAGCAUCACCAGAUAAAAGACAAAAAGUCAAUUCUGUUAUUUACACAAUUCAACAAAGUCAGGAUACAAUAAAGAAGAGAAUUGAUGUUACAAAUUAA
Clunio marinus is the source of this 321-nucleotide messenger RNA. Lineage: Eukaryota; Metazoa; Arthropoda; Insecta; Diptera; Chironomidae. The record is from the annotation of a GenBank genome assembly.